Molecule: messenger RNA, 1116 nt
Organism: Aspergillus affinis
Lineage: Eukaryota; Fungi; Ascomycota; Eurotiomycetes; Eurotiales; Aspergillaceae
Product: sulfite reductase
Exons: 1
Coding region: 1-1116 (371 amino acids)
Cellular component (GO): mitochondrion
Molecular function (GO): molybdenum ion binding; oxidoreductase activity
Source: RefSeq, a predicted model, not a curated record
AUGGCUACGGUCAAUUUCAUCGCUCGUGGAGAUGACAUCAUCAUGGACACGGCGCGCGAAGCCCUAAUCGACAUUCAACCCAAAGGCUUUUUCAUACGUCCACCUCCAACACCGCAUGAGCUGGACGAGACGCUGACCCCGGACGCCCGUCUCUUCCAAACCAUCCACAUGGGAACUGCACUGGUAGACACGAGUCGCUGGAGACUAGUCCUCGACGGGCUUGUCGAGCGUCCGUUCUCCAUCAAUCUGGCACAAUUACGACAGAUGCCUGCUAAGUCAGUUAUCUCGUUCCACGAAUGCUACGGAAGUCCGCUCAACCCUCCCCCGACUAAGAAUGUGUGGAGAAUUGGCAACGUGCAAUGGACGGGGGUCCCGUUGCGGGAUUUCCUCUUGCUUGCGCGGCCACGUGCUGGUCGAGGGUUAUUUGUUUGGUCGGAUGGGUUGGACUCGGGGACGUUUGCUGGGGUCGAGGUAGAGCGGUAUCAGAAAGACUUGCCGAUUGAGAAGGCCCUGUGUUCGGAGGUUCUGGUGGCGUACGAGAUGAAUGGGCAGCCGUUGAGUGAGAAGCGCGGUGGGCCGGUUAGACUCGUCGUGCCGGGAUGGUUUGGGACUAAUUCUACAAAGUGGUUGUGUCGUUUGUCGGUGCAGGAGGUCAGAGCUAGAGGACCGUUCACGACCGUCUUCUAUAACGAACUUGAUCCGGUGGGUUUGGAGGGUAACCGUACCCGGCCUGUGUGGGCGGUUCAGCCGAACUCGAUCAUUGUACGACCUCGUCCACAGGAAGCGUUUGUCUGUCCUGCUUACGUGGAGGGCUGGGGACGGGCAUGGGGGGCAGAAGAGAUCGCGCGCGUCGAGAUCAGUCUGGACCAGGGAGAUAGUUGGAUUGGGGCGAGCGUGGCACCGCGGAAGCAGUUUGAGUGGCAACUGUUUCGCUUCCAGAUGUCUAUCACCCAUCCUGGCAGAUAUCAUAUCAUGGCUAGAGCGACAGAUAAGCGAGGUGCACGACAGCCGCUGGUAGGCAGUCGAAACCAUGUGCCAACGGUACAGAUUCAAGUAUCUCCUUCGGGGACUAGGCCUGCAGAUAUGGAUAUGAAACUAACUCAGGGGAAGGUAUAG